CGGGAUCUGCAGAUCCAGUUGAAGACACAACAGUGAGUGAAACCUAAAGCCAAGAAGAUGAAGGCGUUGGGAUGGUGGUUAAUGCAGGUGGGUUCACUUCGAUUAGCCUCCGUUUGGUUCGGCUUCUUCGACAUUUGGGCUCUUCGUCUCGCCGUUUUCGCCAACACCUCCAUGACUGAAGUUCAUGGGAGAACGUUUGGAGUUUGGACGCUUUUGACUUGUACCCUCUGCUUCGUAUGUGCAUUCAACUUAGAAAAUAAGCCACUAUACUUGGUGACAUUUUUGUCAUUCGUCUAUGCCUUUGGCCACUUUUUGACUGAAUACCUCUUCUAUCACACAAUGGUCCUAUCAAAUUUGUCAACUGUAGGCAUAUUUGCAGGGACUUCAAUUAUAUGGAUGCUUUUACAGUGGAAUGCUCAUCAACAAAGGCAUGUCAAGCAUACCUGAAAUUGAACUUAUAUUUGUUUUCACUUUAGUACAACGUUGAGAGGGACAGGGACAUAUUGACAUUGAUUUUGUUCUCAAUCCGUUCCAACUGAUAAAAGGCUGUUUAAAACUAACCUCAUAAAGGAAUUUGAGUAAAAAGACUUCGAUCAUGGUAUUUUGGAA
Hibiscus syriacus is the source of this 609-nucleotide messenger RNA. Its product is annotated as ergosterol biosynthetic protein 28-like. NCBI's taxonomy places the organism in Eukaryota, Viridiplantae, Streptophyta, Magnoliopsida, Malvales, Malvaceae. Bases 58 to 447 code for a protein of 129 amino acids. Gene Ontology annotation, cellular component: membrane; endoplasmic reticulum. Gene Ontology annotation, molecular function: protein-macromolecule adaptor activity. The record is from RefSeq and is a predicted model, not a curated record. The transcript is spliced from 3 exons.